AUGCCUGGCUUUAUUGUUGGAAAAAAGAGAUUUAUUAAGUCAAAUAUGUGUUUCACCGAUUUGGUCAAUCAUAAAUCAACUCACACACGAAGCAAAAGCAAUCAUAGUUUAACCGGUGAGACUAUGGAGAAAGAUUAUAGCUCGAUUCUACCUGGGCUGCCUGAUGAUGUUGCAAAACAUUGUCUUGCACUUGUUCCUCGUUCCAACUUCCCGGCCAUGGGUGGUGUCUGUAAGAAAUGGAGGUUGUUUAUUCGAAGCAAAGAAUUUGUAAUGGUGCGAAAAUUGGCAGGAUUGCUUGAGGAAUGGCUCUAUUUCUUGACUAUGGACAGUGAAGGAAAGGAAACCCAUUGGGAGGUCAUCGAUAAUCUCAAUCAUAAAUGUGUAUCCCUUCCACCGAUGCCUAGUCCAGGAAAGGCUUCGUUUGGGGUUGUGGUUCUUAAUGGAAAACUUCUUGUCAUGGCUGGUUAUUCAGCUGUUGAAGGAACUGCCGUUGCCUCGUCAGAGGUUUACCAAUAUGACUCUUACCUUAACAGUUGGAGCAGAUUAUCAAACAUGAAUGUGGCUCGUUAUGACUUUGCUUGUGCUGAAGUGAACGGCUUGGUUUAUAUUGCUGGAGGUUAUGGAGUGAACGGUGACAGUCUCUCCAGUGUUGAGAUGUAUGAUCCAGAUACUGAUAAAUGGGUCCUGAUAGAGAGUCUUCGUCGCCCAAGGUGGGGUUGCUUUGCUUGUGGAUUAGAAGGUAAGCUCUAUGUCAUGGGUGGAAGGUCAAGCUUUACUAUUGGAAACUCCAAGUCUGUCGAUAUAUAUAACCCCGAGAACCACAGCUGGUGCGACAUUAAGAAUGGCUGUGUUAUGGUCACUGCUCACGCAGUAUUGGAAAAGAAGUUGUUCUGUAUUGAGUGGAAGAACCAGCGGAAGCUGGCAAUAUUCAGUCCAGAAAACAACUCAUGGACAAUGGUACCCGUCCCAUUGACAGGGAGCUCGAGUGUUGGCUUUCGAUUCGGCGUACUAGACGGAAAGCUGUUACUAUUUCCAGUUGAAAAAGAACCUACUAAUCAAACACUGUUGUAUGAUCCAAAUGCCGCUUUGGGAUCAGAAUGGCAAACUUCAGACAUAAGGCCAUCUGGUAUGUGCUUGUGCAGUGUAACAAUCAAGGCAUGA
Molecule: messenger RNA, 1161 nt
Organism: Vicia faba (fava bean)
Lineage: Eukaryota; Viridiplantae; Streptophyta; Magnoliopsida; Fabales; Fabaceae
Source: the annotation of a GenBank genome assembly